GCAGUCGAUGGAGAUGGCGGCCGCGGCGGAGUGAGGGACCGCGGAGGCCCAGAGCCCGGGCCGGAGGACCCCACGGGCCUGCGUGGCGGUGGGAGCGCGGCCGGGGCUUCUCCUACUUCCAAAGAGGAAACCUCAACCAGGGCCAUGAUACCACUUCCCCAUCAUCUGUGUGCUGCUUGGUUAAGCUAAUGCUGUGAGAUCCCUGGUCCCUUGUGGAGGAAUCAAGCUGACUCUUGGCAUGAGGCCCUUGCCUGACAGGGGUUGAGAGGGACAUUGCUAUGGCUUCUCUGGAUGACCCUGGGGAAGUGAGGGAGGGCUUCCUUUGCCCUUUGUGCCUGAAGAACCUGCAAUCUUUCUAUCAGCUUCAGUCACAUUAUGAGGAAGAGCACUCUGGGGAAGACCGUGAUGUCAAAGGGCAAAUUAAAAGUCUUGUGCAGAAGGCUAAGAAAGCCAAGAACAGGCUGUUGAAACGAGAAGGAGAUGACCGAGUAGAAUCAGGGACACAAGGAUACGAGUCUUUCAGUUAUGGAGGGGUUGACCCAUACAUGUGGGAACCCCAGGAACUAGGUGCUGUAAGAAGCCAUCUUUCUGACUUCAAAAAACACCGAGCUGCUAGAAUUGACCACUAUGUUGUUGAAGUCAAUAAAUUAAUAAUCAGGUUAGAGAAGCUCACUGCAUUUGACAGGACGAAUACUGAGUCUGCUAAGAUACGAGCAAUAGAAAAGUCCGUGGUGCCUUGGGUCAAUGACCAGGAUGUCCCUUUCUGUCCAGACUGCGGGAAUAAGUUCAGCAUCCGUAACCGCCGCCACCACUGCCGGCUCUGCGGGUCAAUUAUGUGCAAGAAGUGUAUGGAGCUCAUCAGCCUCCCUUUUGCAAACAAGCUCACCAGUGCCAGCAAAGAUUCCCUGAGCACCCACACCAGCCCCAGCCAGUCACCCAACAGUGUCCAUGGCUCCCGCCGGGGUAGUAUCAGCAGUGUGAGCAGUGUAAGCUCCGUCCUGGAUGAGAAGGAUGAUGACCGGAUCCGCUGCUGUACACACUGCAAGGACACACUGCUCAAGAGAGAGCAGCAGAUUGAUGAGAAGGAGCACACCCCCGACAUUGUAAAGCUCUAUGAGAAAUUACGACUCUGCAUGGAGAAAGUUGACCAAAAAGCUCCUGAAUACAUCAAGAUGGCAGCAUCACUAAAUGCUGGGGAAACAACUUACAGUCUGGAACAUGCCGGUGACCUUCGAGUGGAAGUGCAGAAAGUGUACGAGCUCAUAGAUGCUUUAAGUAAGAAGAUCUUAACCUUAGGCUUGAACCAGGACCCUCCACCACAUCCAAAUACCUUGCGGCUACAGAAGAUGAUCAGAUACUCAGCUACGCUUUUUGUGCAGGAAAAGUUGCUGGGUUUAAUGUCAUUGCCAACCAGAGAACAGUUUGAGGAACUGAAAAAGAAAAGGAAGCAGGAAAUGGAGAGGAAGAGGAUCCUGGAGAGACAGGCUGUCCUGGAAUCCCAGCGACGGCUUGAGGAAAGGCGGAGUGACCUCGCAUCUCAUACGGCCAACGGGGAGGUAGUGUCCCUUCGAGGGGGACCUGCUCUGAGAAAAGCUGAGGGCUGGCUCCCGUUGUCAGGAAGUCAGGGGCAGAGUGAAGACUCAGACCCCCUCCUCCAGCAGAUCCACAACAUCACAUCAUUUAUUAGGCAGGCCAAGGCUGCUGGGCGGACCGAUGAAGUGCGCACGCUGCAGGAGAACCUACGGCAGCUACAGGAUGAGUAUGACCAGCAGCAGACAGAGAAGGCUAUUGAGCUGUCCCGGAGGCAGGCCGAGGAGGAGGACCUGCAGCGGGAACAGCUGCAGAUGCUUUGUGAGCGGGAGUGGGAACGAGAAAGAGAGCAGUUCCGGGCCGCAUCCCUACAUACACGGACUCGGUCUCUGGACUUCCGAGAAAUCAGGCCUUUUCAACUGGAGCCUGGCAGGGAGCCCCGCACCCACCUUACCUGUGCUUUGGAUCUAGGCUUUUCCUCAGUUCAGAGCAGUACAGCUGUGGAGACCCCUUCGCCCUUGUCAGCUCUUGAGCCAGUCAGAGUGUGGUCUGGGCCCCCAGCCUUUGGCCAGGAGUCCUUCCCCCAGAGCACCGUGUUACAGCAAAAUGAGCUGGCCUCCCUAAACCCCUUUGAUGAGGAAGAUGCCUCCAGCCCCACAGCGGAGGGCACCAGCAGCCCUCCUGCUGCAGAGCCUUCCUUUGGCCCCUCCGCCCGCAGCCUCAAAGAAUACAAUCCUUUUGAGGAAGAAGAGGAGGCUGUAGCAGGGAAUCCCUUCACUAACCCAGACAGUCCAGCACCCAACCCCUUCGAUGAGGAAGAUGAGCAUCCCCACCAGAGGCCCUCAAGCCCUCCUGUUCCUGGCAACCCUUUUGAAGAAGCCACCUGUACCAACCCCUUUGAGAUGGACAGUGACAGCGGGCCAGAGGGUGAGGAGCCCAUAGAGGAGGAGCUGCUCCUCCAGCAAAUUGAUAACAUCAAGGCGUACAUUUUUGAUGCCAAGCAGUGUGGCCGCCUGGAUGAGGUAGAAGUGCUGACAGAGAACCUGAGGGAGCUGAAGCGUACCCUGGCCAAACAGAAGGGGGGCACCGACUGACGCCACUGACUGGGCAGGGCAUCUUUGAGCCCAGGGCCUGGCAGGAGCCUGUGGAGCAGGAAGGGGCUGGUGAGCUGGAUGGGGAAGGAGGGAGGGUGACAAGAUGUGCACAGGUUAGGGCAGGGAAUCGGCUGUUUUGUGCUGUGCACUUGGAGGCUUUUCCAUUAUAGUUGCAUAAUAAAGGGGAACCAGAACAGGGAGAAUCAGCAUUCAUUUGCUGUACUUCCUGGGGGUUUUGGUUUUGUCUUUUUGUUUUUGAAUUGGGUUUUCCCUGUAGAAGGGAUUUUAAAUUUUCAUUCCUGAGUAUAACUAAAUGCAGUUCUGUGGGGCAGCCUUCGUGGGUCCAUUUGCUCCUGCCUAGUCUUUGGUCUUUAUGCAGUAUUAUAGGGCACUUUUCUUUAGUCAAGACAGACAAGAUGGAUUCCCCUGAACCUAACUCUGGUCUGACACAAGUCUGUCCCCAUUAGGCUGUGGGUUCUUUCACCUGGGGCUUCCUCUGCCCUGCUGGGUACAUCACACCUGUGCAGCAGGGGGGGGGGGGGUAUUGCCCUGAAGGCAAUAGUUUAGACCCAGGAGAGCCUAGCAGCUCUUUUUAAGCAGGGGAGGAGGGGGGUGAUGUUUUACCAGGGCAUUUCCAUAUCGGUUUAAGUCCUUUUUUGUCUCUUUCAGGAAGUUAAACUUCCAGUGCAGGGGUGUCACUGGGUCUGACCACAGGCUGUUUAGAAAAUAGGAGUGGUGACCUUUUUGGUUGAUGGAGGCAGUAGUAUUUGGGAGAAGAAUCUCUACCCAAAUGUUCCUCUGAAUGAUGCAACAAUUUGUCCCCAGAGAAACUUCCCUCUAGAAUUUUGGUGAAAAUACCCUGAUCUGGGCUUUUUCAGAGGGCCCAGUCUAUAAUUUAGGAUUGGUAGUCAGGAAGCUUUUGUGGAACACUGCCAUGGGAGUGGAAGCUUCCUUGAGUCAGAAGAUAAAAUAAUUUUUAGGGCUAGUUGAUCAGCCUCUUCCUUUCGAUUCAUCCUGUUCUGACCUGGGGCACCUGUGAGGUGUUUUCCUACCUAUGUUUAGUAUUAAGGAAUGGGAGUGUUUGAAGAGGCACAACCCAGGAUCAUUCCAGUAGCACCACAGUACUUGAACUCUUUGUCAAUUAUGGGCAAAAAGGGAAAUUGUUAAUUUAGCUCCGGUGCUUUGGUUUACAGGAACAUAAUCCUUAACUCAUGUUGGACAUCAUGAUACCCGUGUGUGCUCAGCUCUAGGUAGAGUUCCUGCAAUUAUUCUUUUUGAUUAAAGAACAAUAACUGACCACUAGUCACUUUAUACCCUUAACUAACUCUGGGUCAUACUUUUCACUGGUUACUGGUGUGAGAGCUGAGAUUCGUUUUGUUACCUUCUGGGAAGACCCCUGUUGGUCUUGAGAAUGUUGGAAAAACUGGUGUAAAGGUAGUCUAUAUUUGACACUAUUCACAUUUCUUUAGUAUCUGUUGGAUCUUUGGGCUGAAUGAAAAGAUCCUGCAUAAGGUUGUGGGAAUGGGAAGUGUGUAGAGGGUGUGUGGAGGACCCUUUGCAUCAUGGUUGUGUUCACCAAGGCAUAUGAGUGGUUUACUAGUGUCAACCAAGUUACCAGCCUUGCUGGUGGGUGUGGUGGUUGGAAAGUUGGCAACCAGGUAUCUAAAGUGUUGCCUGCUACAGGUGUCUUUCUUCCUUCUCGUGCCCUUCCUGCGGUUGUUACGGAGGGCUUCAUGGCUGCCUGGCAUGCUUCCUACUGCUAGUCUCUCAUUGCUCGCUGAUUGAAGAGGAAGACACUGUACCAAAAGGCAGGUAGUUCCAGAAGCUAAAUGCUGCUUUCCAUCAUAAUUACUUUUCUUACAAGAAUGUAUCUCUUCAUUAGCUAGGGAUUUCAAUUCAGAUUAGUUUACUGAAUAUACUCUUUUCCUGAAAUCAACCCAGGUAGCAAUCUGUAAGUAACUAAGAGCAUUAAGAACCAUACAUAUAAGAAACAUUAUUUUUAAACUUAAAAACACUGAGUAUACUAAACCAAACUAAAACCUUCUGAUGUAAGUGAAUAAGUGAAUUCUUCCAUAGAUGUAUUCCUCCAUGAAUUUUUCCAUGGCUGUAUUCUAUAGUCAUAGGUGUGACAGGAGAUAGAAUUCUCUAUCCCUAACGUUUCCCAGAAUUCACACAGGCACAAAGUUGGAUUUACAGAGAUGGGUUAUCAUCAGGGCAAAUAAAGAUGGCCUAUGAAUUGCAACCACAGCUUCAAGUGCUUACCUCAUGUGAAUAUUUCACUCUUCCUGCAGUCCUUCAAAGCAAACAGCUCCAACUCAGAGAAAAUGAGCAAGUUCUCGAUACAGCAUUGGGAGAUCUCCCUAGACCUAGAUCAUGUAUGGAAGAGACUUUGGGAAUUCAGGCAUUAAAUGACGUUGUGUUUUUUUGUUUGUUUGUUUUAUGCCUUGUUUGUAUUUUUCCAUGUCUAAUACACUAAGGACACUUACUCAUUGUUCUUGCAGCUCAAUGUCUGCUGUUUGGAUACUUCUGAGUAUACUUCUCAAAGUAUACUUACGAGUCAUCAUGACCCAGGUGGUAGGUUGGACAUAUAUUGGCAUAAUUAGGUGUUGGUACUCAAAGAGAGAAACUGGUCUUUUUACCAGGUUACAGCCUAUGGUAGCAGAUUGUACUGGUCAUCUGACAGUGACAGCUUGAGGGGCAUUGUUUGCAUGCACUACUCUGGGGCCUUGUAUUGGAACCUUUUUAAAAAAAUAAACUAACAGAUGUUA
This is a messenger RNA of Nyctereutes procyonoides (raccoon dog), 5392 nucleotides long. It is a transcript of the gene RBSN, whose product is annotated as rabenosyn, RAB effector. The record is from RefSeq and is a predicted model, not a curated record. Gene Ontology annotation, molecular function: metal ion binding. Lineage: Eukaryota; Metazoa; Chordata; Mammalia; Carnivora; Canidae.